Messenger RNA from Pseudoliparis swirei, 3132 nucleotides. It is a transcript of the gene hcn2b, whose product is annotated as hyperpolarization activated cyclic nucleotide-gated potassium channel 2b. Gene Ontology annotation, cellular component: membrane. The coding region runs from base 1 to 3132 and encodes 1043 amino acids. Gene Ontology annotation, biological process: transmembrane transport; potassium ion transport. Gene Ontology annotation, molecular function: voltage-gated potassium channel activity. The record is from RefSeq and is a predicted model, not a curated record. The transcript has 8 exons. NCBI's taxonomy places the organism in Eukaryota, Metazoa, Chordata, Actinopteri, Perciformes, Liparidae.
AUGGACGAGGAGGAGGAGGAGGACGGCGAGGAGGAGCCCAAAUCCCAGCAGCCCCGACCCCCUCGAGUCCCCACCAGCUGGGCCGGACGCGAGCAUCAUGGGAGCAGCGCAGGGACCGAGAUGAAGAGAUCCACGCCUGGAGGCGGAGCCGCGUCCAUUGCGCGCAAGAAGUCCGACAGCCACGAGCUGUGGCUCCUGCCAGACCAGGACUGCGCACCUGUCGGCGGCGCAGCCUCUGCUCUGUUGUGCCGGGGGAAUGCCGCUGCCGGACGGGACGCAGUAGUCCCACAGGCCGUAGCACCGGGAGCCACCGGCAUGAUAUGCAACAAAAACGGAGAUUGCAUCCGGGACCCGACUAGUUCAGGGAGCCUCUCCUCGCUCCUCUCCAGGCAGGAGAAGCAGGCUGCCGAAGACGGGAAGCUGCAGGCGGCGAGCAUGGACGGCUCCAUCACUUCAGCGGGGCCCCUGCACGCACAUGGGCCCGGCGCCGAGGUCCGGAUGAUCGAGAAGAAGGACUCCAGAGUUUCCUUCUCCAACGCGCCGACGAGCAAAGGACAGACUCCGAGUCAGCACUCCAGGAAUUCUGUCACCUUCACCAAAGCGGAGGACGGCUCUCUGAUCGUGCCGGAUGACGGAGACUCCCGGGGAAACCCGACGUCCAUGCAGCGGCAGUUCAGCUCCUUGCUUCAGCCCGGGGUGAACAAGUUCUCCCUGCGCAUGUUCGGCAGCCAGAAGGCGGUGGAGAAGGAGCAAGAGCGCGUGAAGUCUGCGGGGAAAUGGAUUAUCCACCCGUACAGCGACUUCAGGUUCUACUGGGACUUCACCAUGCUGAUGUUCAUGGUGGGCAACCUGAUCAUCAUCCCCGUGGGCAUCACCUUCUUCAAGGAGGAGACCUCCACGCCGUGGAUCAUCUUCAACGUGGUGUCCGACACCUUCUUCCUCAUGGACCUGGUGCUGAACUUCCGGACGGGCAUCGUGUUCGAGGACAACACGGAGAUCAUCCUGGACCCCAAGAAGAUCCAGAAGAAGUACCUGCAGAGCUGGUUCGUGGUGGACUUUGUGUCCUCCAUCCCCGUGGAUUACAUCUUCCUCAUCGUGGAGAGGGGCCUGGACUCCGAGAUGUACAAGACGGCCCGGGCGCUGCGCAUCGUCCGCUUCACCAAGAUCCUCAGCCUGCUGCGGCUGCUGAGGCUGUCCAGGCUCAUCCGCUACAUCCACCAGUGGGAGGAGAUCUUCCACAUGACCUAUGACCUGGCCAGCGCUGUGAUGCGAAUAUUCAACCUGAUCGGGAUGAUGCUGCUGCUGUGCCACUGGGACGGCUGCCUCCAGUUCCUGGUGCCCAUGCUGCAGGACUUUCCGUCCGACUGCUGGGUCUCCCUCAACAAGAUGGUGAACGACUCGUGGACCGAGCUCUACUCCUUCGCCCUCUUUAAGGCCAUGAGUCACAUGCUGUGCAUCGGAUACGGACGCCAGGCGCCGGAGAGCAUGUCGGACAUCUGGCUGACCAUGCUCAGCAUGAUCGUCGGGGCCACCUGCUACGCCAUGUUCAUCGGACACGCCACCGCACUCAUCCAGUCGCUGGACUCGUCCCGGAGGCAGUACCAGGAAAAGUACAAACAAGUGGAGCAGUACAUGUCGUUCCACAAACUCCCGGCAGACUUCCGACAGAAGAUCCACGACUACUACGAGCACCGGUACCAGGGCAAGAUGUUCGAUGAGGAGAGCAUCCUGGAGGAGCUCAACGAGCCUCUGCGCGAGGAAAUCGUCAACUUCAACUGCCGUAAGCUGGUGGCCACCAUGCCGCUGUUCGCCAACGCCGAUCCCAACUUCGUGACCGCCAUGCUCACCAAGCUGCGGUUCGAGGUGUUCCAGCCGGCCGAUUACAUCAUCAGGGAGGGAACCAUCGGCAAGAAGAUGUACUUCAUCCAGCACGGCGUGGUCAGCGUGCUCACCAAGGGCAGCCUGGGCAUGAAGCUCAUGGACGGGUCCUACUUCGGAGAGAUCUGUCUGCUGACCCGCGGCCGGCGGACGGCCAGCGUGCGGGCCGACACGUACUGCCGCCUGUACUCGCUCUCCGUGGACAACUUCAACGAGGUGCUGGAGGAGUACCCGAUGAUGAGGAGGGCCUUCGAGACGGUCGCCAUCGACCGACUGGACAGGAUCGGCAAGAAGAACUCCAUCCUGAUGCACAACGUCCAGCGCGACCUGAACUCGGGGGCGUUGAACAACCAGGAGAACGAGAUGAUCCAGGAGAUCGUGAAGUACGACCGCGAGAUGGUUCAGCAGGUCCACGUGGCGCCGUGGCCGCGCGCCCUGUCCACGCCGCCGCCGCCGUUCCUCCACGACGGGCUCUUCCACUCGCCGGCCCACGGCCAGAGUUCGGCGAUCGGCACGCUGCAGCAGGCCGUCGCCAUGACCUUCUGCGCGCCCCUGCAGGGGAACUCGGCGGCGGCGGCGGCGAGCCUGCUGCCGUCGCCCCGGGUGGUGCGGCGGUUCCAGGUGACGGAGAGCGUGAGCGACGGCUCCGUCGCCACCUCUCCGACGCUGUCUCAGUUCCUCGCUUACGGCGCCGCCUUCGCCGGCCCUCCAGCAAAGAGUCCGCUGGCGUUCGGGGGCCGGUCGUUCCAGUCCGGGUCCGGCGCCCUCUCCGACCCCGCCUCCGGCUCCCAGCUCUCUCUCGGCCAGCAGCAGCACGCCGCCGGCCCGGCGCUCCGGCCCGGCGCGCACAAGAGCACUCUCUCCUUGCAGAUGGGCGGUCUGAACCAAGACGCCAGGGCGCUGUCGGCCUCUCAGCCCUCGCUGCCUCACGAGGGGGGGGCGGCGCCGCCGGGGGCCCCGAGUCCCCCUCAGCCCACCAGAGUCUCCUCCGCUUCCAUCGGACCCCCUCAGACCCCGUCGGGUCACCCCCGGAGCGCUCUGCCGCAGAGGGCGGUGCUGCCCCAUCAGAUGUCCGUGGGGGCCUACCCCGUCGGGUCCCUGCCGGGGUCUGUGCAGAGCUUUGGGGCCGGGGCGGGGGGGCUGGGGGCGGGAACAGGUCUGGGGGACUCGGGACUCCCCAAGAAAGACUCCAUCGUGAGCCUCCCGGACACGGACCUCAUCGUAAUCAGAUCCAGGCUGUCCUCAAACUUGUGA